This is a messenger RNA of Apiotrichum porosum, 1293 nucleotides long. RefSeq lists its product as uncharacterized. The record is from RefSeq and is a predicted model, not a curated record. The transcript is spliced from 8 exons. Lineage: Eukaryota; Fungi; Basidiomycota; Tremellomycetes; Trichosporonales; Trichosporonaceae. The coding region runs from base 1 to 1293 and encodes 430 amino acids.
AUGAAGAUUGAAGGCGGGUUCUGGGAUUCUUGGGAGGUCUAUCUCCAGGACGGCCACGGCACCCGCUUGGCUGAGCAACCCUCUUCCGGUCCUGAUACGGCCCACAUUGAAUGCGACGACAACCAGGAAUUCUGGAUCUGUGUCCAACGUCCUCCCCUUCACCUCCCGGCCCCACCUCUCCCUCUUGCUCCAGGCUCGUAUGGGGGAAAAGGCGUGGUCAAGGGCAUCGGUAUGCCCCCAAGCGCCAACAAGACCGCCAAGCUCGGCACAAGCGCCAGCGCAGGGGGAAAGAGCGUCGUCAACAAGCGCACGUCCAAGGUGCCCAUGAAGACCAUCUCCAAGACCGUCUCCAUCUCCCACCCGCGCGCCAUGACAAGUCUGAGCAGUGGCGCCAACACCGGUGCCGAAGUGGUGUUUCGGAUCGAUGGGCACCACGUCAGGACGCUGGGCUAUCCCGCGACGAGGAUGAAGAGGAUCAAGUGCCGCAGGACAUACGAGGCGAUGGCCGACGGCGUGUUUGGGACCAGUCUGAACUUUGUCUAUCGCAAGGGCAUGGAGUCGGCUCCCACUGUUGAGAACCAGACUCCAGUCCUGGCCGAGGCGCUGUCGGAACGCUUGGCGGCACUGGGUACUAUCACUGUCGUGUUGCGCGCUGGAGACGUCAAGCUCGCUCGUGCUAGUUUCCCAAAGGCGAGGGGACGAGCCGGUGAAGCAGACUUGGAGGGCAUGCCCCAGAGCUCGUUUGUUGGCGGCAACACUCUCGCCCGGGCCAAGAAGCAUACCAAGUACCUGUUUACCGCGCACACUGCCGUGCCAGAGCACACUGUGCAGUUCAAGUAUGGUGUUCGGGAGUGCUCUGUGGCGCGCCCCACUACUCCCGAGCCUCAAUUCCAUGUUCAGCUCCAGGAGGCUUCGCCUACGCCCACGCUCGUUGAGGCCGUACCUGUCAAAGACGCUCGCGCCAAGAUGGAAGUGGACGAGUAUAUCCCGCUGCGUCAUCCGUCUGUCGACACGCUGAAGCCUCUCCCGCCUAUCCCUUGUACGCGUUCUCCGUCGCCAUUCCCCAAUAUCGCCACCACGCCCAAUACCAGCACCGACUCGAUCAACAACAGCACUGAGCCCAAGCACAACGGCAAGCCAAAGUCCAAGCCGUCCAUCCUCCGCGCUCUGUCGCUGCCGAGGAGCCUUCUGUCGUUCCGCAACGGCACCAGCAGCCCCAGUCCAGCGACUCCACCUGCGGUUCCGACUCGUAUGACGCGCGCCAAGACUGAGGGAAAGGAGGGCGGCAGUUAG